Penicillium paradoxum is the source of this 351-nucleotide messenger RNA. RefSeq names its product DUF2423 domain-containing protein. The record is from RefSeq and is a predicted model, not a curated record. Gene Ontology annotation, cellular component: preribosome, large subunit precursor. The transcript is spliced from 3 exons. Bases 1 to 351 code for a protein of 116 amino acids. NCBI's taxonomy places the organism in Eukaryota, Fungi, Ascomycota, Eurotiomycetes, Eurotiales, Aspergillaceae.
AUGGCGAAAAGUGUUCGAGCCAGUGUUUCCAAGCGCAACAGAGCCAAUCUGCGCAAGAAGGUGUUUGGCCCGGUGGUCGAUGCCAGAACCGAGAGACUUGCAGCCAAACUACAGGAGCUUGCAUCACAGCCACGGCCUGAGGCCCCCGAGAAAUCAAAGAUGGACCUAGGCGAAGACGAGGCUGAUAAAAUAACCAAGCCUCAAAGCUGCGACGAAGAUAUGGAUAUCGAUACAAUCAAGAGCUCCAAGAAGAAGCCUGCGCGUGUGCAAAAGCGCAACCAAAAGCCACGCAACUCGAUUGUUUUCCAAAAGCGACCAUCCUCAACCAAGAAGAGUCACAAGAAAAAGUGA